Molecule: messenger RNA, 420 nt
Organism: Theileria annulata
Lineage: Eukaryota; Apicomplexa; Aconoidasida; Piroplasmida; Theileriidae
Exons: 2
Coding region: 1-420 (139 amino acids)
Source: RefSeq, a predicted model, not a curated record
AUGUUAACAACGAAUAAAGAAAUAAUAAAAUUAAUUUUAUAUAAUUUCAUACUCGAUCCUAUGAUCAAAUGGGAUAAUAUACAAAAUAAAAUCACACUUAAACUUACUAAUCAUAUUAAUAUUUUUACUACUUCAUCUACUACCAAUAGUAGUACUGUGAGUAUUAAGGAUCCCUAUAGUACUAGUAAUAUGAAGAAUAUAAUUGGAAAUAAUAUGGAAUAUAAAACAGGAAAUGGUGGUUUAGAAGUAAUAUAUAUAAAUGAAAAAGUAUACAGUAGUAUUAGUUAUAGUAGUAAUACUACUACAGAUACUAGGGGUACUGGUAAUAAGGAUAUUACUAAGGUCAGUAGUGUUAGUGGUACAGUUGGACCAAGCACCGUUACGGAUGAAUACCAAUGUAUAUAUAAUAUAUUAAAUUGA